Acanthaster planci (crown-of-thorns starfish) is the source of this 2662-nucleotide messenger RNA. Its product is annotated as heat shock 70 kDa protein 14-like. Gene Ontology annotation, molecular function: ATP binding; ATP-dependent protein folding chaperone. The record is from RefSeq and is a predicted model, not a curated record. NCBI's taxonomy places the organism in Eukaryota, Metazoa, Echinodermata, Asteroidea, Valvatida, Acanthasteridae.
CAUGUCGGUAGGUGGCGCUAGAUCAUAAAGCAAGAUGGCGGCCUCCUUGGGAAUUUAUUUUGGAGGUUCAACCACGUGUUUGGCAAUAAGCAAAGAUGGAAAGACUGAAGUGAUAACCAAUGAUUCUGGUGACAGAGUGACACCGGCUAUUGUUGCAUACAAUGGAAAUGACAAGGAUGUUGGCUUAUCAGCUAAACAGGGUAAAAUACGCAACGCUGUUAAUACUAUUUGCCAUGUCAAGCACACCCUUGGAAGAAGAGUUGAAGAUAACAUCGUUAAGCAAAAGAUUCGGGAUGGUCCCACUAAGAUAAUUGACAAGAGUGGUUACCCUCUGUAUCAAGUGGACUACAAGGACAAGGUGACAUACGUUACACCCACAGCAGUUGCAACACUAAUCUUCAAAAAGUUAAAAGAGAUUGCAUUACAUCAGGGAGGGAUUGGAGAUGACAGAGAUGUUGUACUGACAAUACCGUUAGAUUUCUCUGAGACACAACGCCGCUCACUGUGUGAAGCGGCUACUGAUGCAGGGUUCAACAUUCUACGCAUCAUUAGUGAGCCUAGCGCCGCAGUCCUUGCCUAUGGAGUGUGUGACACAAAAUCCGCAGAUAAAAGUAACGUCCUUGUCUAUCGGUUGGGUGGUACCAGCCUAACCAUCACUAUCCUACAAGUCAGCAACGGCAUGCUACGUGUGUUGGCAUCGGAGACAGAUCUCUGCUGUGGAGGUGACACAUUCACGUCGCUGCUAGCUAAGAGCUGUGCUUCAGAUUUCAAUAGGACACGGAAUUGUAACAUGUCAGACAAUAAAAGAGCCAUGAACAAGCUGCAUGGUGCAUGUGAAAUCAGCAAACACAUUUUGUCAACGUUACCGUCAGCCAAAUGCUCCAUUGAUUCACUGUAUGAUGGCAUUGACUACCACACCAACAUCUCAAGAGUCAAGUUUGAGGCUCUCAUUAACAGCCAUGCUCAGCAGAGUAUUGAGCUUCUCAAGAAACUUAUCACAGAAGCGGAUCUCAAGCCAGAUCAUAUACACAAGGUGUUGUUAGUUGGUGGAUCAACACGUAUACCCAAGCUACAGCAGAUGAUCAGAGAUGUCCUUCCUAAAGCUGAGAUGCUAGACACCAUCAGUCCAGAUGAAGUCAUUGCUCUAGGGGCUGCCAAGGAGGCUGCUCUUUUAAGUACUCGAGAUGACAGCAUACAACUUAAAGAAGCAGACAUUAUGGCCAGCUGUUGUACUAAAGCUGUCGCACUCAAGGUCAUUGACCCCACUGAAGAUGCGAACUUAGAAAUUGUCAUUCCGCAGUAUUCAUACCUGCCAAUACGUCGGCAGUAUGACUUCAACAUUGGCAAAGAGCAGACGUCAGUUUGUGUUCAAAUCUAUGAGACACAAGAGGGCGCUUCAAUAGAAGAAUCUUCUUUACUGGCACAGAUUGUAAUUGAUGGUUUGGAGACAGAUUCAGAUGAGGACUUUCAUGUGACAUCAGUCUUCCAUUACAGAAGGGAUGGCUCAUUACAUAUAAUCUGCUGUGAAGACAUAACAGGAAAGACAGAAGAGAUCUUGAUUGGUCCAGUGGGACAUGGAAGUAGCCAAUCAGACACCAUCUUAAAUGAGCAAAGAGAUGCAUAAACCAAUCACAUUACUCCUCUGAUACUGGGUGCUUUAGCAAACUGUUAAGUAUUAGUCUGUAAAUAUUGAAGAAAGUAAACACAUGGAUCCUUUUAUAUUCUGUAUCAUGAAUCAAUACUUUUCUCACAUCGUACAGCUACAACAGAUGUCAGAAAACAAUUGUCCUAUUCUUUGACAGCCUUUGUCUGUUAAUUGGUUACCUGUUUUCUUUUCUUAUGGUUCAUAUUAAAGUGGGUACAAGUACCUGUCUUGAUGCCGAUUGAAAGUUGCAGUCCUGUUCGCUGUUAACAAAUUAUCUCUUGAUCGGCCCUCUUGGAAUGCAUCAAUUGGUUUAUACCCAGUUAAAUUAGUGUCAUUUGAUCAUGGGAAAGACGUACUGAAGGCUGAUUACAUUAUCUUCAGCAAUCCAGUGAUCUUUUCAGGAUACAGGAAUUUUAUACAGUGCCAUCUCUUGCAUUAUUUUAUUAGAACCCUUCAAAAUUAAUCCUACAGUGGUCAGGGAGAGCUCAGUUAGUGGAGUUGAAAUGUGCCUAGGAACUAUCGUAUACCUGUCUCCUAAAAGUAGAGAUAUUAUAUGCGGGUUUUGAAUGUUGAAGUGAAAGCAGAGUAUAGUUGGCAUUGCUGUUAUUUACAGUAAGUCCAUGAUGUAUUGAUACCGAUGUGAAAUUCCAUCAAGUAUGUAACUGACUCAUGCCCUCCAGAGAUAUCUAUUAAUUUAACCUCCUGACAAGUGUAUUUCUGAAUCGUUUUCGCUUUUUGGCCAAAAUUGUAUGAUAUGAGACAUUAAAGUAAAGUGCUGGAGCUUGAAGUUGAAAGCUGAGAGGUGUUUUUGCAAAAGGAGAGCUGGAUAUAUUGGAACAUUACGUUUUCUAAAGAAUCUAACAGUGUCUAUAGUGAAUCACCCUGCUACGUUCCUAUCUCUGCUGUGAAAGAAUCACCUUUGGUACGAAUGGGAAAUUUAAAGUAUGUUAAGUACUGCUCUGUGCUGUUAUUGUAAAGUUUGUAGCUAUGAAAUAAACUCCUGGGUGAGUCAACUUA